CAUGGUUACACAACAAUUUUAAGUCUCUGAUGUUCACAUUUCUUUAUGACUAUGAACAGGUUCCUUCUGACUUAUAUAUGUUUGAACAAAGCUAAAACUUCAGUCAACUUCAGUGUAUGCAUGACCCAAUCGUUUUCUACGUGUACCUAGACAAGGCUACUAUUCCCAAUCGGAGAUUUUGUACCUAUCUCUUGACACCAACAGCAGGUACCCGGGUAGGGUCAGGUAAGAGGGGUGUGGGUACCUGGGUAGUAAAUUUGGACUCGUCCCAGGCCUAACACACAUAUUGUUUUUAUUUUGGUGUUUGGAUGUGCAGCACUAGUUUCAAACUGGUGGCUUCCAUGCCAGACUAUACUUAGAAAUAUAUUUUGAUAAAGUUCUCAUUUGAAAUGUGAAAACUCGACAAAGGAAGACCCUGGAAUGUCUAAAAGAUGGCCGGGAUGUUCGAUCACAGGACUCAUCAUACAUAAAGAUGUUACCAUGCCUGGUGCUCAGGAUUAAAGGGAGUUGGAGUCAGUAUACAGUGUAUCAAUGUUGAACUGCAACAUAAUAUCUCAGUGGGCUAGUAUUAUAAAUCAUGUAUUAGUCUGGACUAGUACAAGCAGCCACACACAUUCACAUGUGCAUGCACAUAGCUAUAUGAGUGCAAUAACUUUGAGCACAAUGUUAAACCCCGUUUCACCUUACUCAAUAGGACCUUAGUCAGCACAGGCAGGUAUCCACACUGGUUCAAGUUUUGUUCACAUGGCAAUAUCAAGACUCAGCCCCACCUGGUGGCAGGCAUGAAACCUUUUUUUACCUAUGCAAGUUGUUUCCAUUUGCUUUUGACUUUGAAUCAAAGUGUAAUCUAAUUUGUCUUAAACAAAACAUAACUGACUCAUCGAGUUGGAGGGUCCCACGGUCAAGUCGUCUAAGGUGCCCAAGUUAGCAGUGAAGAGUUGCAUUCCUCUAGCAUGCCAGAAACCAAUUAUCAUAGGUUCGAAUAUUGGUUUGCCCUGAUUUUGUUUCUAGGUUCGUCAGCACCAUACCCAAUAUCCCGUGGGUUUCACCAAAGCAUCACUCUGGGCUUUACUCCCACAUCAAGAUAACAGGCUGUGAUAAAAAAACAACAACUGAAAUACUGUUAAAAGCAGCGUUAAACCCAACUCACUCACUCAACGUGGUUGUCCCAUUGUGAUACAGCUGAAAUAUUGCGGAGAGUAACAUGAAACGACAAACACCAACAUACUAGUUCAGGAAAAACGGCAGCGGUGUCAUUACAAAUUCUUCAUACCCCUCCCUAAUAUACUUUACAUCAUGUGGGGUAGCCUAGUGGUUAAAGCCUUUAGUUGUCAUGCCGAAGACCUGAGUUCACUUCCCGACAUUGGUACAAUGUUUGAAGCCCAUUUCUGGUGUUCCUCGCUGUGAUAUUGCUUGAAUAUUGCUAAAAGCGGGGUGAAACCAUACUCACUCAUGUCAUGUCAUUAAUUGUUCUUUAAAAUGUUUUCUAUUUGAGAGAAUAAUUGCAUCAGUUUUUGAGGCACGAUUUGUUGUUUGGAGUCCGUUAAUUUUUUAUGGAUGUCAAGUCCAUUGGCAUUUUCAACAAAUUAAUCACAUUGUGUAUUUGAAACAUGGGCUCAAAUAUAUAUUCGUGUUUGAAUCAAAUCAAUUGAUUCCUUUUUUUCUUUGACAAACUGUGAUAAAUCUUGUCCCCAAAGGUUAUUUGAUCACAAACACAGAAUAAUAAGAACCAGAUAACAGACAUACUGAAAAGAAUACUGCCUGUGAGUCUUGUCCACACUGUCCGGAGACCGUGAGGGCGCCCAACAGUCAAGACGCGACCCUGUUUUGUACUAAUCAACUUGGUUGGGUGAAGCAGAAAGGCUUGGAGAACAGAGUUACUUCCCUUUGGGUUUUCCCCAAAUCCGGAAGUGUCAUAACUUCUCCGAAAUACAGACGCGAGCAAGAUCAGGUUUUUUUCGGAAUAAAUUUCAAAACAAAUGAUCGAUUCAUGUCUUGGAGAUAUCAUGACUAAUUUUUAUAAAUGUAACCCUACAAUGUAGGACUGAUAAGAAGCGAAAACUGAUUAAAGUAACAUUAACUGGUUCGAUAAGAGAAAAUGCGAAAGCGAAAAUAGGAUUUUGAGUCUUAGUGAGAAGCGUACUGUCCGCUAGUCUUCUUUUCAUUACACACAAAUAUGGCCGCUGAAGACAGUUUUGAGUUAUUCUCAAACGACUCGCCAUUCAGCCUUCAAUAUGCAGCUCCAUUCGCCAUACAGGGGAAAACGUUCAACUGUGUUCUACAGUAUGUUAUGUAUCGGAAGGCAGAUUUAUUCAAGGACAAGGAACAGACGAUCGAUAUCAUGGGAACAAACGAUCUAAAACAAAUAGAACGCUAUGGAAAUAAUAUCCGCAACGUUGAUACACACACUUGGAACAAGGAAAGGAUUAAAGUUGCUGAACUCGCCCUCCAGGAAAAGUUCACACAGAAUCCUGACUUGAAGGAACAGCUGCUUGCUACAUUCCCAAGAACACUGGUGUAUGCCACUACUAAAGACAGGUUCUGGAGUAUUGGUCUGUCUGAGCAAAACCGUAAAGCUUGGGUCAUGAAGGAGUGGAAAGGAGAUAACGUACUUGGUUUUACUCUUACUAAAAUCAGGGACAAACUGAUGGAGAACAGGUUGGAGGAGGGUGGCGAUGGUCAAGAUCAAAGGGUAGAGGGACAGGUGAGCCGAGAUAGCAUGAGACAGGAUGGGAUAGGGAACAGCCAUGUAGAAGAGGGACAGGUGAGCCGGGAUAACAUGAGACAGGGUGGAGGGGGGAACAGCAUCGGGGCCGGGGAACAAGCGAGCUGGGAUAGCAAGAGACAGCAUGGAAUAGGGAACAGCCAUGUUGUAAAGGCACACACGAGUCUGGAUAGCAAAAGACAGGGUGGGAUAGAGAACAGCCAUGUGGUAGAGGGUCAGGUGAGCCGAGAUAGCGUGAGGCAUGGUACAAUAGGGAACAGCCAUAAGACAGAGGGACAGUUGAGUCGGGAUAGCUUGAGGCAGGGUGGGAUAGGGAACAGCCAUGGGUUACAGGGACAGGCGAACCGUGAUCGCAAGAGGCACGGUAGGAAAGGGAACAGCCACCGGGCAGGGGGAGACACGGUCCGGGAUAGCAUGAGCCAGGAUGGGGGAGGGAACAGCCAUGUGGUAGAGGGACACGCGAGCCGGGGAAGCUUGAGACAAGGUGGGGGAGGGGCGAGCCAAAGGACGGAGGGGAAGACGAGCCGGGCAUACCAGGAGCAGGGUGGGGAUUCGAAAGACCGCGGGGUAGAAGGGCCCACGUCCCAGAGUAGGUAUAGACAGGGCGUGAAAGGCAAGAACCAAGACUUAGAAAGACCAGCGACCCAUGGAAGUUAUAGGCAGGAUGGUAGAGGUUGGCGAGGGCUAGAGGUGGGUCACAGAGAGAACAACGACGGUUGGGAGGACCAAAAUUGGAGAGAUCGCUCAGAGGUAGAGUGGGAAAAGAGAGGACAACCAGUGACAGAGGCAGGAGAAUACAAAGAGUCAGAAAGGAGGUCGGACUGGCAGAAAGUUACCGAAGAGAUGCCACAAUUAGAAGAAACCGAACCAACGUCUCGUCCAAAACGAAAAAUGACACAAGAGCAAACAGAUUACAACUGGAACAAACAUGGAAGAAGAAACAUGGGUCUAAAACACACCAAAACAUCCUACACAGAAAUGCCUAACCAGGACAAAUUCAUCCUUUUUUUCGGCAACCAAUCGCCAUUCAGCCAACAUCACCCAGCCACCUUCACCAUAGACGGAACAACGUUCAACUGUGCUGAACAGUACAUGAUGUAUCAGAAGACAGUUAUAUUCGAAAACAAAGAAAUGGAACGGAAGAUCAUGGAUACAUCUAACCCUGUGCAACAGAAGCGAUACGGUCGGCAGAUUCCAGAAUUCAAAUUCGAAGUAUGGAAGAAGCACUUCAUAGAGGUCGUUGACCGGGCCACGGAGGCUAAGUUCUCUCAGAAUCCACAUUUGCUGGAACACCUGGUCGCCACGCAUCCUAAGCUGUUGGUGGAGGCGAGUCCAUCCGACCGUUUGUGGGGAAUAGGGCGUGGCCAAAAAGACCCCUUAGCCUGGGACAAGGAAACAUGGCGGGGCAAAAACCAACUGGGCUAUAUAAUUACCCGAGUGAGAGAUAGACUGAUGAAGGUGAAGGACACACACUGGGAGGAAUGGGAGAAGUGGAAGGACGACAAGAGGUGGGAGGAAGAGGAGGCGAGGGAGAAGAGGGAAAAGAGAAGAUGGGAAUUGGAUCCUUACGGAGGACGUCACGAAGAAAGGACUCCUAAAACGAAACGCCAGGGUGACGGGGUGCACGAUGGUAGCAUGAUGCUAAUGAAGGAAGAUGGCAUGACUUCCCAAUCCAGACGUGAAUCUUACAAACAUGUGUCUGGGAAAGAAAAUUUUGAAUUUUUCUGGGGCAUCAAAUCUCCAUUUAGCCAACUUUAUCCUGCCAGUUUCACGAUCAAUGGUCAAACCUUCACCAGUGCUGAACACUUCACACUGUACCAGAUGGCCGUGAUAUUUGAAGACCAGGAAUGUCAGGAGAAAAUCAUGUCAACCAGUGACCCCAGUGAACAGGACCGCUAUACAUAUGACAUCCAGAACUUCCAAUGGAAUGUAUGGGAACAGAAAUGCGUACAAGUUGUUGAACGCGGCAUAAUGGCCAAGUUCACUCAGAAUUCCGAGCUAAGGGGGCAACUGUUCGCCACAUACCCAAAACUGUUAGCUGAGUGUAAGUAUGAUGACGACUACUGGAGUACUGGGUAUGGUCUCGGAUUUGCAAAGAGGAAAUCCAAAGCAUGGGACACAAAUAACUGGAGAGGGGAGAACGUACUGGGCUACACUUUGACUGCUGUGAGGGACAGACUUAUGGAGAAGGAGAAGGGGCAGAAGGGACAGACGGAAUUGGAUGUUGAAGAUGUGAGGCUUCAGGGCACGAUAGAGGGUGAUGGGGCACAUCUUGAUAGGAAGAUUCUUGUGGAGGAAAAAGGCAGAACUGGGAAAGAAGCUGCAGUGGUCGGAGAAAAUGGGGAAAUCCAGCAAGAUGUUAUGACAGAAAAAGAAGAAGCAAAUGUGGAAAUACGAAGAAGUGAUGCGGAUGUUGAAGAAGAUGAAAGCAAACCACAUAAAGAACAGGAUGUGAGGGAGAAUUGGGACAGUGAGAAGGAAGAGGUCACAGUGGGAGGAAGUGAGUUGAGAGACAACGAAGAUGCUGAUACAACAUUGGCUGGUGACAGGAACGUGAUGGAACAGCAUCAGAGAGCAAGGAACAGUAUGGGAGAGGAAGGAAAUAAUGGGUCUGUCCCAUUAGAAGGAGAAGAUGAUGGAACAGAGGAAGAAGGUGUAGUUGGGCUUGACAGUACAGAUUUGGCCGAGGGAAACGUGGCGGAACAACAGAAACUCCAGAAGAGGAUUGGAGAAGAACUAAAAAAGGAGGAAGAGGUCACGUCAUUAGCAGAAGAUGAAUCAUCGACUAAAGAGAAGAAUGAGGAGGAGGGUGAGAGUACUGAGAACGAAGAAGCGGAGAGAUUGGAGAAUGGUUGCAUUGGAGAAGAGGUUACAUUGGUCAAAAGUGAUGUUGCAGAGGAUGAUAACGUAGAUGCGUUAAACAGCACCAAUGAAAGGGCCAUGAACACAGAGGAACAACUGGAAGUAGCAGGGAAGACUGCAGGAGAGGUAGCUACGAUUGAAGAAGACAACAAGGUGGUUCCAGAAACUGAUACACUGGAAGAUGUUGUUGACAGAGUUGGGGAAGGUGGAAAGGAAACACUGGAUCAACAGGAGGGUGUAGGUGAGAGAGUGAAUCAAGAGGAAGAGGUCACACAAGUACCAGAUGAAGAAACAUUUGGGGGAAUGGAGCGCGACGAAAUGGAAAAAUCGGAGAUGCUGGGGACAGAAAAAGAAGUUUUGAGAGAGGCAAUAUCGGUUCCAGAAGGCAUGGAAAGAGAUGCCGAAGGAGGGAGGACGGUUAUGGAGAGGGUGGAGAAGGAAAGUAAUGAUACAGGGAAGGACGUUAAGACAGAGGAAGAGGUAACAUCUCCAGAAGGCACCGAGAGAGAUUGCAAAGGAGGGGUGAAGGCUAGGGAGCGAGUGGAGAAGGAAGGUAAUGAUGCAGGAAAGGAAGUGAAGAGAGAUAAAGAGGUACCGUUUGUGGAGGGAACCAGAGUUGUAGAUGUUGAAACACUGGCAGGGGGAGAAAGAGAUGGGGACGAUACAAAGAAAAAUCCGGAGAAAGUGAAGAGUGAACAGAUUGAUAUGGAUGUGGAAGAUAGCAUGACUUCCCAAUCCAGAUGUGAAUCUUACAGACAUCUAUCUGGGAAAGACAAUUUUGAAUUUUUCGGGGACAUCAAAUCUCCAUUCAGCCAACAUUAUCCUGCCAGUUUCACGAUCGAUGGUCAAACCUUCACCAGUGCUGAACAGUUCACACUGUACCAGAUGGCUGUGAUAUUUGAAGACCAGGAAUGUCAGGAGAAAAUCAUGUCAACCAGUGACCCCAGUGAACAGAACCGCUAUACAUAUGACAUCCAGAACUUCCAGUGGAAUGUAUGGGAACAGAAAUGCGUACAAGUUGUUGAACGCGGCAUCACGGCCAAGUUCACUCAGAAUUCCGAGCUAAGGGGGCAACUGUUCGCCACAUACCCAAAACUGUUAGCUGAGUGUAAGUAUGAUGACGACUACUGGAGUACUGGGUAUGGUCUCGGAUUUGCAAAGAGGAAAUCCAAAGCAUGGGACACAAAUAACUGGAGAGGGGAGAACGUACUGGGCUACACUUUGACUGCUGUGAGGGACAGACUUAUGGAGAUGGAGAAGGGGCAGAAGGGACAGACGGAAUUGGAUGUUGAAGAUGUGAGGCUUCAGGGCACGAUAGAGGGUGAUGGGGCACAUCUUGAUAGGAAGAUUCUUGUGGAGGAAAAAGGCAGAACUGGGAAAGAAGCUGCAGUGGUCGGAGAAAAUGGGGAAAUACAGCAAGAUGUUAUGACAGAAAAAGAAGAAGCAAAUGUGGAAAUACGAAGAAGUGAUGCGGAUGUUGAAGAAGAUGAAAGCAAACCACAUAAAGAACAGGAUGUGAGGGAGAAUUGGGACAGUGAGAAGGAAGAGUUCACAGUGGGAGGAAGUGAGUUGAGAGACAACGAAGAUGCUGAUACCACAUUGGCUGGUGACAGGAACGUGAUGGAACAGUAUCACAGAGCAAGAAACAGUGUGGGAGAGGAAGGAAAUAAUGGGUCUGUCCCUUUAGAAGGAGAAGAUGAUGGAACAGAGGAAGAAGGUGUAGUUGGGCUUGACAGUACAGAGGUGGCCGAGGGAAACGUGGCGGAACAACAGAAACUCCAGAAGAGGAUUGGAGAAGAACUAAAAACGGAGGAAGAGGUCACGUCAUUAGCAGAAGAUGAAUCAUCGACUAAAGAGAAGAAUGAGGAGGAGGGUGAGAGUACUGAGAACGAAGAAGCGGAGAGAUUGGAGAAUGGUUGCAUUGGAGAAGAGGUUACAUUGGUCAAAAGUGAUGUUGCAGAGGAUGAUAACGUAGAUGCGUUAAACAGCACCAAUGAAAGGGCCAUGAACACAGAGGAACAACUGGAAGUAGCAGGGAAGACUGCAGGAGAGGUAGCUACGAUUGAAGAAGACAACAAGGUGGUUCCAGAAACUGAUACACUGGAAGAUGUUGUUGACAGAGUUGGGGAAGGUGGAAGGGAAACACUGGAUCAACAGGAGGGUGUAGGUGAGAGAGUGAAUCAAGAGGAAGAGGUCACACAAGUACCAGAUGAAGAAACAUUUGGGGGAAUGGAGCGCGACGAAAUGGAAAAAUCGGAGAUGGUGGGGACAGAAAAAGAAGUUUUGAGAGAGGCAAUAUCGGUUCCAGAAGGCAUGGAAAGAGAUGCCGAAGGAGGGAGGACGGUUAUGGAGAGGGUGGAGAAGGAAAGUAAUGAUACAGGGAAGGACGUUAAGACAGAGGAAGAGGUAACAUCUCCAGAAGGCACCGAGAGAGAUUGCAAAGGAGGGGUGAAGGCUAGGGAGCGAGUGGAGAAGGAAGGUAAUGAUGCAGGAAAGGAAGUGAAGAGAGAUAAAGAGGUACCGUUUGUGGAGGGAACCAGUGUUGUAGAUGUUGAAACAUUGGCAGGGGGAGAAAGAGAUGGGGACGAUACAAAGAAAGAUCCGGAGAAAGUGAAGAGUGAACAGAUUGAUAUGGAUGUGGAAGAUAGCAUGUCUUCCCAAUCCAGAUGUGAAUCUUACAGACAUGUGUCUGGGAAAGACAAUUUUGAAUUUUUCGGGGGCAUCAAAUCUCCAUUCAGCCAACAUUAUCCUGCCAGUUUCACGAUCGAUGGUCAAACCUUCACCAGUGCUGAACACUUCACACUGUACCAGAUGGCUGUGAUAUUUGAAGACCAGGAAUGUCAGGAGAAAAUCAUGUCAACCAGUGACCCCAGUGAACAGGACCGCUAUACAUAUGACAUCCAGAACUUCCAGUGGAAUGUAUGGGAACAGAAAUGCGUACAAGUUGUUGAACGCGGCAUCACGGCCAAGUUCACUCAGAAUUCCGAGCUAAGGGGGCAACUGUUCGCCACAUACCCAAAACUGUUAGCUGAGUGUAAGUAUGAUGACGACUACUGGAGUACUGGGUAUGGUCUCGGAUUUGCAAAGAGGAAAUCCAAAGCAUGGGACACAAAUAACUGGAGAGGGGAGAACGUACUGGGCUACACUUUGACUGCUGUGAGGGACAGACUUAUGGAGAUGGAGAAGGGGCAGAAGGGACAGACGGAAUUGGAUGUUGAAGAUGUGAGGCUUCAGGGCACGAUAGAGGGUGAUGGGGCACAUCUUGAUAGGAAGAUUCUUGUGGAGGAAAAAGGCAGAACUGGGAAAGAAGCUGCAGUGGUCGGAGAAAAUGGGGAAAUACAGCAAGAUGUUAUGACAGAAAAAGAAGAAGCAAAUGUGGAAAUACGAAGAAGUGAUGCGGAUGUUGAAGAAGAUGAAAGCAAACCACAUAAAGAACAGGAUGUGAGGGAGAAUUGGGACAGUGAGAAGGAAGAGUUCACAGUGGGAGGAAGUGAGUUGAGAGACAACGAAGAUGCUGAUACCACAUUGGCUGGUGACAGGAACGUGAUGGAACAGUAUCACAGAGCAAGAAACAGUGUGGGAGAGGAAGGAAAUAAUGGGUCUGUCCCUUUAGAAGGAGAAGAUGAUGGAACAGAGGAAGAAGGUGUAGUUGGGCUUGACAGUACAGAGGUGGCCGAGGGAAACGUGGCGGAACAACAGAAACUCCAGAAGAGGAUUGGAGAAGAACUAAAAAAGGAGGAAGAGGUCACGUCAUUAGCAGAAGAUGAAUCAUCGACUAAAGAGAAGAAUGAGGAGGAGGGUGAGAGUACUGAGAACGAAGAAGCGGAGAGAUUGGAGAAUGGUUGCAUUGGAGAAGAGGUUACAUUGGUCAAAAGUGAUGUUGCAGAGGAUGAUAACGUAGAUGCGUUAAACAGCACCAAUGAAAGGGCCAUGAACACAGAGGAACAACUGGAAGUAGCAGGGAAGACUGCAGGAGAGGUAGCUACGAUUGAAGAAGACAACAAGGUGGUUCCAGAAACUGAUACACUGGAAGAUGUUGUUGACAGAGUUGGGGAAGGUGGAAGGGAAACACUGGAUCAACAGGAGGGUGUAGGUGAGAGAGUGAAUCAAGAGGAAGAGGUCACACAAGUACCAGAUGAAGAAACAUUUGGGGGAAUGGAGCGCGACGAAAUGGAAAAAUCGGAGAUGGUGGGGACAGAAAAAGAAGUUUUGAGAGAGGCAAUAUCGGUUCCAGAAGGCAUGGAAAGAGAUGCCGAAGGAGGGAGGACGGUUAUGGAGAGGGUGGAGAAGGAAAGUAAUGAUACAGGGAAGGACGUUAAGACAGAGGAAGAGGUAACAUCUCCAGAAGGCACCGAGAGAGAUUGCAAAGGAGGGGUGAAGGCUAGGGAGCGAGUGGAGAAGGAAGGUAAUGAUGCAGGAAAGGAAGUGAAGAGAGAUAAAGAGGUACCGUUUGUGGAGGGAACCAGUGUUGUAGAUGUUGAAACAUUGGCAGGGGGAGAAAGAGAUGGGGACGAUACAAAGAAAGAUCCGGAGAAAGUGAAGAGUGAACAGAUUGAUAUGGAUGUGGAAGAUAGCAUGUCUUCCCAAUCCAGAUGUGAAUCUUACAGACAUGUGUCUGGGAAAGACAAUUUUGAAUUUUUCGGGGGCAUCAAAUCUCCAUUCAGCCAACAUUAUCCUGCCAGUUUCACGAUCGAUGGUCAAACCUUCACCAGUGCUGAACACUUCACACUGUACCAGAUGGCUGUGAUAUUUGAAGACCAGGAAUGUCAGGAGAAAAUCAUGUCAACCAGUGACCCCAGUGAACAGGACCGCUAUACAUAUGACAUCCAGAACUUCCAGUGGAAUGUAUGGGAACAGAAAUGCGUACAAGUUGUUGAACGCGGCAUCACGGCCAAGUUCACUCAGAAUUCCGAGCUAAGGGGGCAACUGUUCGCCACAUACCCAAAACUGUUAGCUGAGUGUAAGUAUGAUGACGACUACUGGAGUACUGGGUAUGGUCUCGGAUUUGCAAAGAGGAAAUCCAAAGCAUGGGACACAAAUAACUGGAGAGGGGAGAACGUACUGGGCUACACUUUGACUGCUGUGAGGGACAGACUUAUGGAGAUGGAGAAGGGGCAGAAGGGACAGACGGAAUUGGAUGUUGAAGAUGUGAGGCUUCAGGGCACGAUAGAGGGUGAUGGGGCACAUCUUGAUAGGAAGAUUCUUGUGGAGGAAAAAGGCAGAACUGGGAAAGAAGCUGCAGUGGUCGGAGAAAAUGGGGAAAUACAGCAAGAUGUUAUGACAGAAAAAGAAGAAGCAAAUGUGGAAAUACGAAGAAGUGAUGCGGAUGUUGAAGAAGAUGAAAGCAAACCACAUAAAGAACAGGAUGUGAGGGAGAAUUGGGACAGUGAGAAGGAAGAGUUCACAGUGGGAGGAAGUGAGUUGAGAGACAACGAAGAUGCUGAUACCACAUUGGCUGGUGACAGGAACGUGAUGGAACAGUAUCACAGAGCAAGAAACAGUGUGGGAGAGGAAGGAAAUAAUGGGUCUGUCCCAUUAGAAGGAGAAGAUGAUGGAACAGAGGAAGAAGGUGUAGUUGGGCUUGACAGUACAGAGGUGGCCGAGGGAAACGUGGCGGAACAACAGAAACUCCAGAAGAGGAUUGGAGAAGAACUAAAAAAGGAGGAAGAGGUCACGUCAUUAGCAGAAGAUGAAUCAUCGACUAAAGAGAAGAAUGAGGAGGAGGGUGAGAGUACUGAGAACGAAGAAGCGGAGAGAUUGGAGAAUGGUUGCAUUGGAGAAGAGGUUACAUUGGUCAAAAGUGAUGUUGCAGAGGAUGAUAACGUAGAUGCGUUAAACAGCACCAAUGAAAGGGCCAUGAACACAGAGGAACAACUGGAAGUAGCAGGGAAGACUGCAGGAGAGGUAGCUACGAUUGAAGAAGACAACAAGGUGGUUCCAGAAACUGAUACACUGGAAGAUGUUGUUGACAGAGUUGGGGAAGGUGGAAGGGAAACACUGGAUCAACAGGAGGGUGUAGGUGAAAGAGUGAAUCAAGAGGAAGAGGUCACACAUGUACCAGAUGAAGAAACAUUUGGGGGAAUGGAGCGCGACGAAAUGGAAAAAUCGGAGAUGGUGGGGACAGAAAAAGAAGUUUUGAGAGAGGCAAUAUCGGUUCCAGAAGGCAUGGAAAGAGAUGCCGAAGGAGGGAGGACGGUUAUGGAGAGGGUGGAGAAGGAAAGUAAUGAUACAGGGAAGGACGUUAAGACAGAGGAAGAGGUAACAUCUCCAGAAGGCACCGAGAGAGAUUGCAAAGGAGGGGUGAAGGCUAGGGAGCGAGUGGAGAAGGAAGGUAAUGAUGCAGGAAAGGAAGUGAAGAGAGAUAAAGAGGUACCGUUUGUGGAGGGAACCAGUGUUGUAGAUGUUAAAACAUUGGCAGGGGGAGAAAGAGAUGGGGACGAUACAAAGAAAGAUCCGGAGAAAGUGAAGAGUGAACAGAUUGAUAUGGAUGUGGAAGAUAGCAUGUCUUCCCAAUCCAGAUGUGAAUCUUACAGACAUGUGUCUGGGAAAGACAAUUUUGAAUUUUUCGGGGGCAUCAAAUCUCCAUUCAGCCAACAUUAUCCUGCCAGUUUCACGAUCGAUGGUCAAACCUUCACCAGUGCUGAACACUUCACACUGUACCAGAUGGCUGUGAUAUUUGAAGACCAGGAAUGUCAGGAGAAAAUCAUGUCAACCAGUGACCCCAGUGAACAGGACCGCUAUACAUAUGACAUCCAGAACUUCCAGUGGAAUGUAUGGGAACAGAAAUGCGUACAAGUUGUUGAACGCGGCAUCACGGCCAAGUUCACUCAGAAUUCCGAGCUAAGGGGGCAACUGUUCGCCACAUACCCAAAACUGUUAGCUGAGUGUAAGUAUGAUGACGACUACUGGAGUACUGGGUAUGGUCUCGGAUUUGCAAAGAGGAAAUCCAAAGCAUGGGACACAAAUAACUGGAGAGGGGAGAACGUACUGGGCUACACUUUGACUGCUGUGAGGGACAGACUUAUGGAGAUGGAGAAGGGGCAGAAGGGACAGACGGAAUUGGAUGUUGAAGAUGUGAGGCUUCAGGGCACGAUAGAGGGUGAUGGGGCACAUCUUGAUAGGAAGAUUCUUGUGGAGGAAAAAGGCAGAACUGGGAAAGAAGCUGCAGUGGUCGGAGAAAAUGGGGAAAUACAGCAAGAUGUUAUGACAGAAAAAGAAGAAGCAAAUGUGGAAAUACGAAGAAGUGAUGCGGAUGUUGAAGAAGAUGAAAGCAAACCACAUAAAGAACAGGAUGUGAGGGAGAAUUGGGACAGUGAGAAGGAAGAGUUCACAGUGGGAGGAAGUGAGUUGAGAGACAACGAAGAUGCUGAUACCACAUUGGCUGGUGACAGGAACGUGAUGGAACAGUAUCACAGAGCAAGAAACAGUGUGGGAGAGGAAGGAAAUAAUGGGUCUGUCCCAUUAGAAGGAGAAGAUGAUGGAACAGAGGAAGAAGGUGUAGUUGGGCUUGACAGUACAGAGGUGGCCGAGGGAAACGUGGCGGAACAACAGAAACUCCAGAAGAGGAUUGGAGAAGAACUAAAAAAGGAGGAAGAGGUCACGUCAUUAGCAGAAGAUGAAUCAUCGACUAAAGAGAAGAAUGAGGAGGAGGGUGAGAGUACUGAGAACGAAGAAGCGGAGAGAUUGGAGAAUGGUUGCAUUGGAGAAGAGGUUACAUUGGUCAAAAGUGAUGUAGCAGAGGAUGAUAACGUAGAUGCGUUAAACAGCACCAAUGAAAGGGCCAUGAACACAGAGGAACAACUGGAAGUAGCAGGGAAGACUGCAGGAGAGGUAGCUACGAUUGAAGAAGACAACAAGGUGGUUCCAGAAACUGAUACACUGGAAGAUGUUGUUGACAGAGUUGGGGAAGGUGGAAGGGAAACACUGGAUCAACAGGCGGGUGUAGGUGAGAGAGUGAAUCAAGAGGAAGAGGUCACACAAGUACCAGAUGAAGAAACAUUUGGGGGAAUGGAGCGCGAUGAAAUGGAAAAAUCGGAGAUGCUGGGGACAGAAAAAGAAGUUUUGAGAGAGGCAAUAUCGGUUCCAGAAGGCAUGGAAAGAGAUGCCGAAGGAGGGAGGACGGUUAUGGAGAGGGUGGAGAAGGAAAGUAAUGAUACAGGGAAGGACGUUAAGACAGAGGAAGAGGUAACAUCUCCAGAAGGCACCGAGAGAGAUUGCAAAGGAGGGGUGAAGGCUAGGGAGCGAGUGGAGAAGGAAGGUAAUGAUGCAGGAAAGGAAGUGAAGAGAGAUAAAGAGGUACCGUUUGUGGAGGGAACCAGUGUUGUAGAUGUUGAAACAUUGGCAGGGGGAGAAAGAGAUGGGGACGAUACAAAGAAAGAUCCGGAGAAAGUGAAGAGUGAACAGAUUGAUAUGGAUGUGGAAGAUAGCAUGUCUUCCCAAUCCAGAUGUGAAUCUUACAGACAUGUGUCUGGGAAAGACAAUUUUGAAUUUUUCGGGGGCAUCAAAUCUCCAUUCAGCCAACAUUAUCCUGCCAGUUUCACGAUCGAUGGUCAAACCUUCACCAGUGCUGAACACUUCACACUGUACCAGAUGGCUGUGAUAUUUGAAGACCAGGAAUGUCAGGAGAAAAUCAUGUCAACCAGUGACCCCAGUGAACAGGACCGCUAUACAUAUGACAUCCAGAACUUCCAGUGGAAUGUAUGGGAACAGAAAUGCGUACAAGUUGUUGAACGCGGCAUCACGGCCAAGUUCACUCAGAAUUCCGAGCUAAGGGGGCAACUGUUCGCCACAUACCCAAAACUGUUAGCUGAGUGUAAGUAUGAUGACGACUACUGGAGUACUGGGUAUGGUCUCGGAUUUGCAAAGAGGAAAUCCAAAGCAUGGGACACAAAUAACUGGAGAGGGGAGAACGUACUGGGCUACACUUUGACUGCUGUGAGGGACAGACUUAUGGAGAUGGAGAAGGGGCAGAAGGGACAGACGGAAUUGGAUGUUGAAGAUGUGAGGCUUCAGGGCACGAUAGAGGGUGAUGGGGCACAUCUUGAUAGGAAGAUUCUUGUGGAGGAAAAAGGCAGAACUGGGAAAGAAGCUGCAGUGGUCGGAGAAAAUGGGGAAAUCCAGCAAGAUGUUAUGACAGAAAAAGAAGAAGCAAAUGUGGAAAUACGAAGAAGUGAUGCGGAUGUUGAAGAAGAUGAAAGCAAACCACAUAAAGAACAGGAUGUGAGGGAGAAUUGGGACAGUGAGAAGGAAGAGUUCACAGUGGGAGGAAGUGAGUUGAGAGACAACGAAGAUGCUGAUACCACAUUGGCUGGUGACAGGAACGUGAUGGAACAGUAUCACAGAGCAAGAAACAGUGUGGGAGAGGAAGGAAAUAAUGGGUCUGUCCCAUUAGAAGGAGAAGAUGAUGGAACAGAGGAAGAAGGUGUAGUUGGGCUUGACAGUACAGAGGUGGCCGAGGGAAACGUGGCGGAACAACAGAAACUCCAGAAGAGGAUUGGAGAAGAACUAAAAAAGGAGGAAGAGGUCACGUCAUUAGCAGAAGAUGAAUCAUCGACUAAAGAGAAGAAUGAGGAGGAGGGUGAGAGUACUGAGAACGAAGAAGUGGAGAGAUUGGAGAAUGGUUGCAUUGGAGAAGAGGUUACAUUGGUCAAAAGUGAUGUUGCAGAGGAUGAUAACGUAGAUGCGUUAAACAGCACCAAUGAAAGGGCCAUGAACACAGAGGAACAACUGGAAGUAGCAGGGAAGACUGCAGGAGAGGUAGCUACGAUUGAAGAAGACAACAAGGUGGUUCCAGAAACUGAUACACUGGAAGAUGUUGUUGACAGAGUUGGGGAAGGUGGAAGGGAAACACUGGAUCAACAGGAGGGUGUAGGUGAGAGAGUGAAUCAAGAGGAAGAGGUCACACAAGUACCAGAUGAAGAAACAUUUGGGGGAAUGGAGCGCGACGAAAUGGAAAAAUCGGAGAUGGUGGGGACAGAAAAAGAAGUUUUGAGAGAGGCAAUAUCGGUUCCAGAAGGCAUGGAAAGAGAUGCCGAAGGAGGGAGGACGGUUAUGGAGACGGUGGAGAAGGAAAGUAAUGAUACAGGGAAGGACGUUAAGACAGAGGAAGAGGUAACAUCUCCAGAAGGCACCGAGAGAGAUUGCAAAGGAGGGGUGAAGGCUAGGGAGCGAGUGGAGAAGGAAGGUAAUGAUGCAGGAAAGGAAGUGAAGAGAGAUAAAGAGGUACCGUUUGUGGAGGGAACCAGUGUUGUAGAUGUUGAAACAUUGGCAGGGGGAGAAAGAGAUGGGGACCAUACAAAGAAAGAUCCGGAGAAAGUGAAGAGUGAACAGAUUGAUAUGGAUGAGGAAGAUGUUGGUGUUGAAGAUGCAGGUGAAGAUAUGAAGAAAUUGAACGAUGCAGGAAAGGAAGUGAAGAAUGGAGAAGACGUCAUGUUGGUACCAGAAGACAAUGUGAUCGAAAGACAGUGUGAGGGUGAGAGAAAGGAUCCAGAUCGGGAGGCAUGGGCAGAUGAUGCUUUGGAUGAAGUGAAGACAGAGAAACGAAUGCCAGAAGCAAAAACAUUAUUUGAAGAAGAACGCGAUGGUGAAGGUCGGAGUGGAGAUGAAGAGGAGGUGGAGAAAGUGGAUACUGGUGAUGGGGAAGAUGUGAAGACAGAGGAAGAGGUCCACAUAACAGAAGAUAAAAGCGUGAUGGAAACAGACGAAGGAGGGAAGAAGGACCUAGAGCUGGUGGAGAAAGGGGAAGAUGAGGGCACAGGGAAGGAGCCCACUACGGUGGGGGAAGAAUUUGAUGCAAGGAAUGAAGGUAAUAUCAGGGGAGAAUAUGAGAGAAAGGCUACAGUCCAACAGAAAAAGAUGAGUGAUAGUGCAGAGUCAGCUGAUUUAGAGGAAGACACAGGAGGCGAACAAGACGUGAUGAAGGAAGGAGAAGGAAGAGAUGGGAUGGAACAAGAGGAAAGAGAGAAGACUGGAGAUGUAUAUACUGAGCUAGCAACCGUUGUUGGGACCGAAAGAAAUCCACAGACAGACAAAGUAGAGGAAGAAAUCGAUAUAAUAGACCCACGAGGGCCAAACAAAGGACUCACGGGGGAAGCAGAUGAAAAUGUCAUGACAGAAGAAGUAAAAGCAAAAGUACAGAAAAGAUAACGUCAAGAGAUGUGAAGAGGGUCGUGGAGAGGAGAAGUUUCUUUGUGCCUGAAUGGGGCAUAUUGGUGACAGAGUUAGCGAAGAAAGGCGAAGGUUGUGAAAUACAUGUAGCUUUGUUUAUAUAUCAAAGGAAGACAUUCGGUUUUUGGGCUGACUUUGUGAAAGUGUGUGAUACGUUGACAUGGCAGUAGAACAACGUGUGCGGCAUACACCAUCAACCGAUACCCAAAGGCUGGAAGACCUAAAGUAUCACGUGACUUAAACACGUCACAGUGAAGUUCCCUAUCUGCACAAGACAGUUAAGACAUGUGUACAGACAUCCAGUAGUGCUAAAAAGGCACGAUUAUAAAAGCCUCGUUUUAGAAUGAGCCGCACUUGGAAAGAGCGCUUGAUGGCUACCUUUAUUGUGCCAAGACCAGGAUGACUUCUGAACAGUUUGCUUGAUUGUAAAUACCAAAUCAGACGUCGAGAAUUCGUAAGCUCAUUCAAAUAAAGCAUGUUUAUUCCUGAUAAACAUGUAGAGAUGUGACCAAGACGAUUGCGUCCAGUAAACAUUAUCCCGAGUCUGGUAAAAAUCCUAAAUGCAAGUACGUCAGAACUUUAUUAACUUUUCCAUCAAACUUACCAUUUUCCUGGCAUGGUAUCUCAGAUAGGUUACAUUGUUCAUAAUAGGAAAUAGUAGGUUGUCGACGAACCGCUCGUCGCUCGUCCCGACGUCGCUCAGUAUAUCGAGGACCAUGUGUUCCUCUGUAAAACGAGUACAGAAACAACACUGCUACUGUAGAGACUACAGACAAAUGUGUAUACUGGGCCACUUCGUGUUUGCUAAAGCUGCAGUCACACAGACAAUGUGACCGCGAGGCAACCUGUUAGCGACUGGUUUCCUUUGCGACCGACUGGCGAUCGCUGAGACCGGUGCAACUACUUCUGCCCAUAUUUGAAAUUAGGGUAUGAUCGCCGAUCAAUCAGCGAUAGGUUUUGCAACUUGUCAGUGAUUGAUCGGCAACUGUUCACCGCAGACACGGCGAAAUGUUUGCAACUGGUUGAGACCGAUCGGUGACUAGUAAGCGAAUCUUCGGUGACUUGUUGUAACUGGACGGGGACUGGUCGGUGACUAGUUGUCCAUCGAUCACCGAUCUAAACAUAAUGCAUAUAAAAAGGGUGCUUUUCUGAAUCAAUACAUUUCUUUGCAUUUUGUCACCGAUGACGCACCGGUCGAUCACCUUCCUCAUCAUUGAUCAGUCACCGGGAGGUCGCCACUAGGUUGCAAAGAAUCAACACCCUUGUGUAGACGAAACCGAUCGCCGCACAGUGGAAACCAAUCUUUUAUUAAAAUGACACCACUUGGGGACCUCCAGGAGACCGAUGAAACCUCCGAGCGACCAAAUCGGCCGCAGCCAUUCUUUUGUGCAUGUUCAAAAGACUGGUUGCGACCCAAUGAGUUUUGCGACCGCUCUGAAACCUUGUAUCGACCUCAGUGAAACCUUUCAGAGACCCCUGAAACCUCAUUGCGAUUGUCAAAUAUUUUGGUCGCCAGGAGGUUGCAUCGCGGUCGCAUUGUCUGUGUGACUGAGGCUUAAGUGACUUGUUUUUGUAACGUCAGCUCUAAACUUCUACAAGUCGUUCAAAUGUGUAACUGUCAACGUGAUAAAUAUUAAGGGCGUUCCACAACGUUUGAGUUAAUUUGAUUGCUGCAAUCAGAUUAUCAGCUUUGUCAUAAUGUAUAUACAGCAUAAUCAUGUACAUCGAAGUCCUUGGGACUAUAAAAAUAGAUUGAGUGUCGAUACUAAGCAGCUACUGCUUGUACGGGGACCAUCAAAUUACAUCAUUCUAAAAUAUGCAAUUGUAGUGUAUCGACUUAAUGGAGUCUUUUUACUGAAAUGGUUUUCGACAAUUCUUUGAGAUAACUAUUACAUUCUGAUAAAAGGCUCCUAUAAAAAUGCAUGAACUUCCAAUACAACUAUAUUUGGCCAAAUCACGUGAGUCAUUUUCAUGUGCGAUUGCGUGAAAUGUAAAUAUACAACGUGAACGCCAGAGAAUAACCAGUGACACGCCGACGCCAGUCUCGAUCAUCCGCCGAAACUGAUUCCAUUGUGCGUAAGGCAAGAUAGCGGUGAAGAUUAUAUGAAUGGAUCACUAAAAUUCAGUGAUGACACUAGGUGUUCGAGAAGACUAAAUGUAUUACUUAGCUCCGGUUUCAAAUCUGUCGUCGUUCUUCCGAUCACUCCGGGAUUUACCGGAAGUCUCUCAUCAAGAUCCAGCAGCGUUCAUUUUGAUAUACUCACGCACAUAAAUGACGGAACAAAGCUUUCAAAUUCAGAAGGGAAUUUAACAAUUUAAGAACAAUAUAUUUUUGGCAUUUAAUAUUGUUGUUACAAAGAAAAUCAAGUAAUUCUGUCUUUGUAACAUAACUUUAAUUACACACAUUAGAAUAGACGUAAACGAAAUCAUUGUAAUAUGUCGUAGUUUCGCCGUCACUUUCUUCAAGAGACUAGGUUCCGAUCACGAAGCGACCUUAGGCCUCCGACUGUCGUAAAUCUUUGUUGAACAGUCUGAGCUACGGUGGUCGUAACGCUACGAUUACUUUGUGAACAGGGACCCUGAAAUUUGCUCGGCAGGCAAACUCACCAGUUAUUCAAACCCGUUUUCGGGGAGAAUAUCCACUCAACCGUGACCUCCAAGAGACCACGUGAUACAUCAAGCGUGGGUCACCAAAAUCGUUUUUUCUCCACUGGUUGAGUUUGUAUUGCUCUUGUUAUGAAGUAACCAGUAUUCGCAUGUUAUUUUCUGGUACAGCAUUACGUCCAUGUACUGUUGUAAACGACAGAUUUGUUACCAUAUCUGCCUUCAUUUCAUUCUUUGCAUAAUAUUUCAUAUGUGACGAAAACCAACCCUUGAAGUCCUUACCAAAUAAUGAGUAGUUAUGUAGUUAGGUAGUUGAACUUCUCUUGUGGUGAAAGUAUUAUUUAUGUAAUAAAAAUGUACAGUCUGCCUUUUUGUUGCUAUUAAAUAAGAGAAAUUGAACAUGCAA
Molecule: messenger RNA, 19763 nt
Organism: Haliotis rufescens (red abalone)
Lineage: Eukaryota; Metazoa; Mollusca; Gastropoda; Lepetellida; Haliotidae
Exons: 17
Coding region: 2177-16732 (4851 amino acids)
Source: RefSeq, a predicted model, not a curated record